Molecule: messenger RNA, 570 nt
Organism: Babesia sp. Xinjiang
Lineage: Eukaryota; Apicomplexa; Aconoidasida; Piroplasmida; Babesiidae
Product: Diamine acetyltransferase
Exons: 1
Coding region: 1-570 (189 amino acids)
Molecular function (GO): acyltransferase activity, transferring groups other than amino-acyl groups
Source: RefSeq, a predicted model, not a curated record
AUGGCCGAAACGCCAACAUUAGAGUCAUUGUUUGACAAGAAGGUUGUUAUAUGUGAAGAGUUUGAGUUGGACGGUUUGAAUUUAGUCUUCAAGUGUCUUGAUUCUUACGAGGAGUACCUUGAGGUUUUGCCCCUGGUUAAGAAGCUGUCCCGUUGUUCUUUGGAGCAUCAUCGUGCCUAUGUGGACUCUAUGCUUCGUAUGCCUCUAUAUUAUCCCUUUGUAGUGCGUGUUUUAGAUAGUGUUGGUUGCGACGAUGUUACAUCAUCUUCUUCAUCUGUUCGUUCGGUUAACUCUGAUGGUUCAAGCAUAAUUGGUUACAUUGAGGUUUAUGCGAUGCCACAUUUGGGUCGUCUGUUUGAUUGUCGGUUUGAGCGUGUAAUUGUGGACCCUGCUUACCGUAACCGUGGAGUUUGUCAUAAGAUGCUUAGUAUCGCGAUCGAGUUUUGUACUUCCGUUUUGCGCUGCAACCGUAUUGAUUUGACAAGUGACAACCCUUUAGCGAUACACAUUUAUGAGAAGUUUGGUUUUGAGCAUGUUAAUGUGAACACAUAUCGCAAGACAGUGUUAUAG